UGACUCUCUAGGUUCACUCAUCACACACACACAUUCAUUCUGUCUCUCUCUCUGUCUUUCUCUAUCCCUCCCUCUCCUUGUCUCAGUCUUUCUGUCUCAUGCUCAGACAGACAUGCCCAUUCUUUCAGUUGCUCAGACACACAGCCACUGACACAGGAACACAUACUAGAGGGGAAGGCAUCCACCAGUCCUCUCAUUCUUCCUCACUCUUCACUCCUCUCGUCUCGCUGUGUUUUUCUUCUUGGAAGCUGGCUGUUCCGUCCCUGCUCUGCUCUACCUCCAGCCCUGCUUCAGGAGGCUCAGAUUGCUGCGUCAGGAAUCGGCAGCAGCCAGCGCACUGAGCAGAGAAGCCCAGUUUGUUGAGAGACAGUCCCCUGUUGUCCUGGUGAGAGAGAGACCCCUUGGCACACUGGCCAUACCCCCACCCUCCCGUCUCCAUGUAUCCUGAAUCUACCACAGACUCACCUGCCCGCCUCUCACGACAGACUGGCUCGCCGGGAAUGAUCUACAACGCACGCUAUGGGAGCCCUAAACGACAGCUGCAGUUCUACAGAAACCUUGGGAAGUCUGGCCUGAGGGUGUCCUGCCUUGGACUAGGAACAUGGGUGACGUUUGGUGGACAGAUAACAGACGAGAUGGCCGAGCAGCUUGUGUGCCUGGCCUACGAGAACGGCAUCAAUCUGUUUGACACAGCAGAGGUCUACGCUGCAGGGAAGGCUGAGGUGGUGCUGGGGAACGUCAUAAAGAAGAAAGGAUGGAGACGUUCCAGUUUGGUGAUCACAACCAAGAUCUUCUGGGGCGGAAAAGCAGAGACUGAGAGAGGCUUGUCCCGAAAACACAUUAUAGAAGGUUUAAAGGCCUCACUGGAGAGACUGCAGCUAGAGUAUGUGGACGUGGUGUUUGCAAACAGACCGGACCCCAACACUCCCAUGGAAGAGACGGUGCGGGCGAUGACCCAUGUGAUCAACCAGGGCAUGGCCAUGUACUGGGGCACGUCCCGUUGGAGCCCCAUGGAGAUCAUGGAGGCGUACUCUGUGGCGCGGCAGUUCAACCAGAUCCCUCCCAUCUGUGAGCAGGCUGAGUAUCACAUGUUCCAGAGGGAGAAGGUAGAGGUGCAGCUGCCAGAGCUCUUCCAUAAGAUAGGUGUGGGGGCGAUGACAUGGUCACCACUGGCCUGUGGGAUCAUCUCAGGGAAAUACGACAGCGGGGUACCACCUUACUCCCGCGCUUCUCUUAAGGGCUACCAGUGGUUGAAGGACAAGAUCUUGAGCGAGGAGGGCCGGCGUCAGCAGGCGAAGUUGAAAGAGCUGCAGGCAAUCGCAGAGCGGCUGGGCUGCACUCUGCCCCAGCUCGCCAUCGCGUGGUGUCUACGGAACGAGGGGGUGAGCUCCGUACUCUUGGGGGCAUCCAACACCGACCAGCUGAUGGAGAAUAUAGCAGCAAUACAGGUUCUUCCCAAACUAUCCUCCUCAAUCACACACGAGGUAGAUAGCAUCCUGGGGAACAAGCCGUACAGUAAAAAGGACUACCGUUCCUAACUCACCACCACGCCAGCCAGCAGGGCUGCUCCAGGGCUGCUCCAGGGCUGCUCCAGGGCUGCUCCAGGGCUGCUCCAGGGCUGCAGCACAGCGCCAUGCCCCACCUUUGCCUGAUCCUCCGUUUGCUUGAGCUUUUACUGAAUUAGACCCCGGCGCAUGAGUCUGACCCUGCCUCAGCCACCCUGGGGAGCAUCAUGUAGACUUCCAGAGAAAAGGAUGAAGAAAUAAAGAGAGAUGGUCACAUCUGCAGGGAAGGAAGGACAGAUAGAAGAAAGAUGUAUUUUUAAAACUGAAAAAAAAAUAUGUUUAUAAAAAACAUGCUUGCUUGGCAGCCAGAUAUUUCUUUUUUUUGCAUUUGUUUCUCUAAAUACUGAAUGCAUACCAAUGGAUUUAAGUUUAUACAAAUAUACAACAAAAACUCUGUUGCACAUGUAUGCCACACAUUCGUUUUUUUGGAGUUCUGUUUAAUAUGUACGUCACAGUUUCUCUGAAACAGCUGUUAGUUUGUGUAGUCUACAUAUUAUCAGUGUACCAGCCUCCUCGCAGGCAGAACAAUCAGCACUUUACUAUUGUACAGUUCAGUCAUUGAGAGGUUGUAGAAUAUGUGAGAGGAUGAAAUAACUCAACUAUACCACACACGGUGAGUCAUUGCACUGUAGGAUCUCCUCCCCUGUUUCAGUUUCCUACCUGUUCCCCUUCGUCAGUCUGGUCUCCACAGUGCUGGUUCAUAACAGACUGUUAUUUGACAAUAGUCCCUGGCCAACGGAAACACUAGUUGGUUUAAGUGGCAGCCCUUCCUGCCCAAUAGGAGUGAAAGCUCAGGGAUCGGAACAGUAUUUAAUGUCCAUGUCUUUCUUUCAUGUGUGGACACCUAAUGGGGACCUGUCCACUGUCAAACCAGGGACAUUUUCACGUGGCUUUGAGCCAAAGAUAUUCUAACAUCUUUCAACGCCACAUCUAAGUGGGUGUGGCUUGUUGGAAGAGUAUAGCAACCGUCUUAAAGCCUAUACUAUCCAGCUUAUUACCUAUUGACUCUCUUCACGUGUACAGUAUAAUCACUUGAUCAUGCUGUUCUAUGCUUAUACCCACAUACACAGUACACAUUAAUUGUACACUCCUCUAUUUAGGGAAUGAUACAUUGAUUUUCAGAAGGCAGAUGAUAAUCUAUACAUUUUCAAUAAUCAUAUAAAUUGCACCCUGAAGACAUCUGCCGCUGCCCUCAUAUUCACUCUCUAGCUGUUAGGUCCUCUCUUACUGUGAGACAAAGCGCAAAGUGGAUAGCAUGUGAUACGUCCUCCAUGCAUGAGCCUUCGUCCAACAGCCUCUGGGGAUUAAGCAAAGUCAUGGUCACAAGAGUAAACUAACACGUGUAAAUAUAUUGAAUACUCACUCCUCUUUCGUAACUCAUUCUCUGGUUCAACACGUUCAGUUUUCUAGUACUGUAGGUCAAGGUCACGCGUUCAGUAAAAACGUGCAGUAUCUUUUUUUACAAUCAGGGUCAAGUCUUAAUGCUAUGUAUGUUUUUGUAGGGUU
This is a messenger RNA of Oncorhynchus mykiss (rainbow trout), 3071 nucleotides long. RefSeq names its product voltage-gated potassium channel subunit beta-2. Lineage: Eukaryota; Metazoa; Chordata; Actinopteri; Salmoniformes; Salmonidae. Gene Ontology annotation, cellular component: juxtaparanode region of axon; voltage-gated potassium channel complex; membrane. The record is from RefSeq and is a predicted model, not a curated record. Gene Ontology annotation, molecular function: potassium channel regulator activity; voltage-gated potassium channel activity; transmembrane transporter binding. Gene Ontology annotation, biological process: regulation of potassium ion transmembrane transport; potassium ion transport; transmembrane transport.